CUUCGACAUUACCUCAUUCAUCCAAGGGUUGUCGCUGGUCUGCAUCGGGAAUCAAUUAACCGGGAAGUGAUUAGGAAGAAAAAGAAGGAGAUGUCUUACAAUCAAUUUCAAAACAAUGGAUUUACGAUGCCCAGCAGAGAGAACUUAUGCCCAGUUGCCGCCACACACCCAUUAGGCACAUCCAAACAAAAUCCAAACUUCCGCAUUAAGUGGACUCCUAGUCUUCAUUGGAUAUUUGUCGUGGCCGUUGAGCGGCUUGGAGGAGCUACUGAGGCCAAGCCUACAGCCAUCGUUCAAGCAAUGGAAACAAUGGGAGUUUUUGGCCUCACCCUUCAACAGGUGAAGAGCCACCUUCAGAAAUACAGGAACCAAAGCAAAUAUGAGAAGAGGGAACAACACAAACAUGGAAGUGAAAGUGAUGAAACUUUGUCAACCUUUUUGGUGCCAUCUCCAGACAUCAGGGACCAUGAAGUUCACGCCUGCAAAACAAGUCUGACAGAAGUAGGCAGACAAAUCCUGGAAGAAAUAGAGGUUGAGGACUUCAUGCUGCAGCUUAACGGAACCCCACAAGACACAUAUAUGGAAUCUUUAGUCGAGGAUCCAUAUGAUAAGGCGAUUAGAGAGUUUCUGAAUGCUUAAGUAUUUAAUUUACUCCUGAGUGAUCUGUCUAGUUUACCUUGUCUCCUUAUUACUGGGUGUGUAUGACUUAAAACUAAUCUUAUCUUGAGAGUUCUAUAUAUACAUAAAUGGAAGACUGCUUGAGUAUUCCUGUUGCUGA
This is a messenger RNA of Zingiber officinale, 778 nucleotides long. Its product is annotated as protein PHOSPHATE STARVATION RESPONSE 1-like. Gene Ontology annotation, molecular function: DNA binding; DNA-binding transcription factor activity. The coding region runs from base 91 to 639 and encodes 182 amino acids. The record is from RefSeq and is a predicted model, not a curated record. NCBI's taxonomy places the organism in Eukaryota, Viridiplantae, Streptophyta, Magnoliopsida, Zingiberales, Zingiberaceae. The transcript has 7 exons.